Papilio machaon (common yellow swallowtail) is the source of this 632-nucleotide messenger RNA. RefSeq names its product histone H4. Gene Ontology annotation, molecular function: structural constituent of chromatin; protein heterodimerization activity; DNA binding. Bases 4 to 315 code for a protein of 103 amino acids. The transcript has a single exon. Gene Ontology annotation, biological process: nucleosome assembly. Lineage: Eukaryota; Metazoa; Arthropoda; Insecta; Lepidoptera; Papilionidae. The record is from RefSeq and is a predicted model, not a curated record. Gene Ontology annotation, cellular component: nucleosome.
AAAAUGACCGGUCGCGGCAAGGGAGGUAAAGGCUUGGGAAAAGGCGGAGCGAAGCGUCACAGGAAAGUACUUCGUGAUAACAUCCAGGGUAUUACGAAGCCCGCCAUCCGACGUCUCGCUCGAAGAGGCGGCGUGAAGCGUAUCUCCGGUCUGAUUUACGAGGAGACUCGCGGCGUGUUGAAGGUGUUCCUCGAGAACGUGAUCCGCGACGCCGUCACUUACACCGAGCACGCGAAAAGGAAGACCGUCACCGCUAUGGACGUCGUAUACGCCCUAAAACGUCAAGGACGUACCCUGUACGGUUUCGGCGGUUAAAGGCGAGCAGCAGCAAGCGAAAUCUUGCCGGCUCGCGGCUCUUAGUAGCCACGAGACGAGCGUUAUUAUAUUUCUGUCCAUUUAUAAUAUCAAUGGUCGGAUAAUAAUUAUUUCGGCACUGUCAAAAGGCCCUUUUCAGGGCCGCAUAUAUAUCUAUACACGUUUGAUAAAGUUUCUAUGGUGUAUGACAUGGACGUAUCGUCUUAAUUAAAACUCUUCAAUUUGUGAUUUUUUUUUCACACAGAAAUAUGUAUUAUUAUUCUGUUGUUGGUUGUUUGUACUGGUGUACACCACCAUGAUUGUAUAAAAUUGUUUCG